Messenger RNA from Lasiosphaeria miniovina, 1288 nucleotides. RefSeq names its product heterokaryon incompatibility protein-domain-containing protein. The coding region runs from base 356 to 1288 and encodes 310 amino acids. The transcript is spliced from 2 exons. NCBI's taxonomy places the organism in Eukaryota, Fungi, Ascomycota, Sordariomycetes, Sordariales, Lasiosphaeriaceae. The record is from RefSeq and is a predicted model, not a curated record.
CAAGAUCUUAAAACCCCUUUUAUUUUUACCAUUACAGUAUAUCUGACACACAAUAUUUGCAGAGAUGUGGAUAAGUGCAUGGCUAGUGGCGUUCUGAUUUCCCUUUCGAGUUAGCUACAUGUAUUCAUGCAGGUGAUGAGUUGAUGGUUACCAGCUCACAUGAGUCGAGAUUCCAGCUGAAAAGCCGCUCAUGCGGAUCUUACCUGGGGACGCACGCGAUAAGCGCUUCCCAGAGCCUCGCCCAGACGUGUCCCCAUCAACAUUCCGUUGCCAACUCAGUGACACGAGAUCCAUGCACUCAUCAAAAACGCACCUCUAGGCGUCUUCUACUGCCAUCGCAGCCAAAGACAGAAACAUGUGGCUCAUCGACACCGACACGGUUGAGCUCAAGGAGGUCAGGGUUCCAGAGUCUCACCCCUACGCCGUCCUCUCCCACACCUGGAAAGACGAUCAGGAAGUCACUUUCCGGAGUUUUAUGGGCAGCGCCGGGGACUAUGGUCAUGGCAUGUCAAAGCCGGGCUUCCGCAAGAUCGCCAAGACAUGCCAGCUGGCCAAGGACCGAGGCAUCCGGUAUGCCUGGGUCGACACGUGCUGCAUCGACAAGUCGAGCAGCGCCGAGCUCUCCGAGGCCAUCAACUCCAUGUUCCAGUGGUAUGCGCAGGCUGAGGUCUGCUUUGUGUACCUGGCCGACUUGACGACGACGGACGACGACGACUUCCGCUCGUGCCGUUGGUUCCGUCGGGGCUGGACACUGCAGGAGCUGAUUGCCCCGUGCGCUAUUGAGUUCUACGACGCGUCCUGGGCCCCCCGGGGCACCAAAGCGUCUCUGACCUCGCUUCUGUCGUCCAUCACCCGCAUAGACGCUGAUGUCUUGCUCAACCAUAGACUGCUGCCGUCGAUACCGGUGGCGAAACGUAUGUCGUGGGCCGCCGACCGCGGGACCACUCGUAUCGAGGACCGUGCCUACUGCCUCUUCGGAAUCUUUGAUGUUCAUCUUCCUCUUAUUUAUGGCGAGGGAGCAAAGUCAUUCAUCAGACUACAGGAGGCCAUCAUCCAAGAAAGCACCGACCUCUCACUCUUCUCCUGGACUUCCCAGUCGGACGAAAAAUAUCGGGGACUGUUUGCCUUGUCUCCCGACGAGUUCAAAUACUGUGAUAAAAUAAAGCGAGAAAUAUCGCCGCUUUUGGCUCCAGCCAGCUUCUCCCUGACCAACAAGGGACCGCUGUGCCAAAGCUUUCAUCGACAAAAUACGACACGCAGAACUUUGAAUGGCCUUUGUGCAGAAUAA